UACGUCAUUACGUCGACGCAAUAGCCCGACGACGAAAGGGAAUUUUGAGGAAGCGCUCCCCGGAACAUGUCUCUCGUAUGGGGCUAGUGAGCACAAUUCAAGCGGGAAUGGGAGCCUUUGAGUAUCCUGCCAUUGUCAUUUUUGUAGCCCCGACCUCGCGAGUCGGGCGUUAAUAUUCACCGAGGUCACAAAGGUUCCACAUUGCAUCCAAGGAAGAUGGCGGAGUUCUCGCCCGUAUUACCGAUGCGGGAUGGAGGAGCAGGAGGACGAUUCGGCCAGCCUAUCUUUCCUCGGUCGAGGUCCGGGUCCGAGUCGGAGAGCGAACUCUCCCAAAGCCUGGCUCGGACUAAAAUACGUUCUUACGGAAGCACGGCGAGCGUCACGGCCUCUCUCGGGGAGAAAUUCGUAGAGCAUCGGGUUACGGACGGCGACACUCUGCAGGGGAUCGCCCUCAAAUAUGGUGUCACGAUGGAGCAAAUCAAGAGAGCCAACAAGUUGUUCAGCAACGACUGCAUCUUCCUCAAGAACAGCCUCAACAUCCCCGUGGCGGUGCCCAAGCGCUCUAUUUUUAACAGACUGUCUCUGGAGUCUCCCGACGGGGAUGGCGAAGCGGCGUGUCAGGAGUCGGAGAGCCCACGUGUCGUGUUGCAGGACGUCGAGGGACCUUCGCCGGCGUCCUCGCCGCCGCCUGAAGACUCCAAAAGCUCCCGGCCCCAAGCGGAGGAGCUCUCUGCCAAAGACUUCUUACAAAGACUGGACUUGCAAAUCAAACAGUCAAAGCAAGCAGCGCGCAGGCUGAAAGACGAGGAAAUGAGGAGCAGUGAGGGGAACGCCACGGCGCCCACUUCGUCAUACCAGGAAAUAUAACGGAGCGUUGUGUUUAACUGAACCUCGCUUGCUUGUUCACCUUCUUGCUUGUUAUGUUUGCCUUUUAGUUGUUCUGGAUAUGCAAGCGUUAUGUGUAUGAUUGGGAGACAGACAGCAUAAGUAGAACAUCUUGUUUACAGGUACUAUCAAUCUAUUUAUGUACUGCUGCUGUAUAGGCCCAUCCCAGCUGCACAUGCACUCAUCAGUAUUUAACCCCCAGUUAAACAUCAGGUCAUAAAUAGACUGAAGUCUUUAUACUCAUUUCAUAAGUUCCCUAAAAGCCUUUUCCUCGAGAUCAGAAGGGACCCGUCUAUUUUUGGAGCGCAUUGUUUGUAUGUGUGGAGACGUUUUUAUGUGCUUUUAAAUUUUAUUUGUUUUAUUGUUUGGCCAAAAUAAAAAAAAACUACACUCACCAAAAAAUGUAAAUGGCACACUUUUGUUUUCGCUGUCAUUUGUCACAGGCUGAACUCAAUCCCCAUUUCUCUCAAAUGUUGUCCACAAAUGUGUCUUAAUCGGUGUUAUUGCGCAUUUCUUCUUUGCUGAGAUAAUCCAUCCCGCUCACAGGUGCGCCUCAGCCAGAUGCCGAUUAGACAACAGGAUUAUUGCACAGGUGUGGUUAAGGCUGCCCACAAUAAAAGGCCACAUUAAAAGUUAGAAGUUUUACCGCUGCGGAUCAGUCAGCAUCUGGCGUCACUACGCAUGGGCCCGUAUCAGAUUUGGAUGGUAUGGCAACCGUGCGGUUUCUUGCUAUCACGUUAUUGCAAUUCCAGCUCGAAAAUGUAUUAUUUUGAAAUGUUUGGAUAACCUUCACCAUUGAACGUCUCUGCUAUUCUCCGCAUCGUGAUGUAACGUCAGAGCGGCAACCAACGGAUGUUAGCCAUGCUAGCUAGCGAGUUAUCUGUCUCUGUAGCAUGUCUCUCGCAUGUAUUUGACUAACUGUAGACACACUAACUCACUUAUGGUAAUAUAUUAGGUUUGUUCCCUCUCAAACAGCGACGGGUGCCGAUAUCUGUAGCAUUGUGCUGUGUGAUGAAACUGCAGCUUUUAGAGUGGCCUUUUAUUGUGGGCAGCCUAAGGCAUUAAUCAUACUGUCGAAUCAGCAUUUUGAUACAGCACACCUGUGAGCUGGAUGGAUUGACUUGGCAAAGGAGAAGUGUUGACUAACCCAUAUUUAGACAGAUUUAUGAAAUGUAUAUGAGAGAAAUAGGCCUAAUGGGUUUUGAGUUCAUUCAUUCACGCUGGAGCCUAUCCCAGCUAUCUUCGGGCAGGAGGCGGGGUAUACCCUGAACUGGUCGCCAGUCAAUCGCAGAACUCUCACAAGAGUUCAGAUCAGGAAAAAUAGAAGCAAAAACAAGUGUUGAAUUUAUGUCUUUGUUCAGUGUAUUUCAAGCUGAUGUGUUGUCAUGGCAAUGAAUGUGAAAUACUUUGAUAGUGUUACUAUUACCCUUAUUGCUCUAUUGGACCUAUUAAGCACACUUGAAAAGAAAAUACACGGUUUUAAUUGCUUUUACACUCUAGGAAAGAAAAAGAAAAAAAUCACAUAUUUACAUUUAAAAAUACGUCAUCUUGUGUCCACUCAGAUGGAAACGUUUAUCUUCGAUACAUGGAGAGGAAUGAUUGACACAUCGCCCUCUUGUGGGUUCAAGAGUUAUUACUGAAGUUUACUAUGAUGUAAUGCACAUAUAUAUUUUUGAGUUAAAUGAAAAGCAGGAAUAGAAUAAGAUUUUGCAUAUACACCAAAAACAAGAAAAACAUGUUUUAUGUAGUGGUACAAUUUGACUUAUAUAUUCUACAGCUCUGGAAACAAACUAAGUUUCUAUGAUUAUGCUAUUUAUCGGACAGUAUGUUUGUGUUUAAUGAUUUUUUUUCUUUUAUUAUUGUAUAAUCUACUGACAAAUACAAAAGGUCCAGUGC
This is a messenger RNA of Phyllopteryx taeniolatus (common seadragon), 2781 nucleotides long. It is a transcript of the gene lysmd2, whose product is annotated as LysM, putative peptidoglycan-binding, domain containing 2. NCBI's taxonomy places the organism in Eukaryota, Metazoa, Chordata, Actinopteri, Syngnathiformes, Syngnathidae. The record is from RefSeq and is a predicted model, not a curated record. The transcript is spliced from 3 exons. Bases 217 to 867 code for a protein of 216 amino acids.